This is a messenger RNA of Microtus oregoni (creeping vole), 1356 nucleotides long. RefSeq names its product KH domain-containing protein 3-like. Lineage: Eukaryota; Metazoa; Chordata; Mammalia; Rodentia; Cricetidae. The transcript is spliced from 3 exons. The coding region runs from base 1 to 1356 and encodes 451 amino acids. Gene Ontology annotation, molecular function: RNA binding. Gene Ontology annotation, cellular component: protein-containing complex; apical cortex. The record is from RefSeq and is a predicted model, not a curated record.
AUGGCCCCUUUUAAGACUUAUAAGUCACUGGUCCAGCUGAAGCACAAAGAAGGGACCUUAUUUGAAGUGGUCGGAGACUCCAGCACGCUGCCCAAGUGGUUCUGUACCGAGCAUCUGGAUGAUCCAAAGACAGUGUACGUGAAUCCUUGGUUUGUGGAAGCGAUAUUUGGCAAGGAUGGAGAGUACAUCCCACAUGUCGAGAGUAUGUCACGUACCUUGCUUCAAGUGACCCAUUGGCGUCCUGAAGAGGAUGCAGAGAUUUUGAUAUUCGGGCCUCCUUAUUAUCAAGAUGAUGUUUCCCAGAUGAUUUCCAACUUGGUUAAUUAUUUCCGUCCGCGAAUGAUACAAGUCCAAGAGGCUUCCACCCAGCUGUCCCCCAUGGAGGUCCAUGAGGCUGCUACUCAGCUGGCUCCUGUGGCGGUCCAUGAUGCUUCCACCCAGCUGUCCCCCGUGGAGGUCCGUGACGCUGCUACUCAGCAGGCUCCCGUGGAGAUCCAUGACGCUGCUACUCAGCAGGCUCCCGUGGAGGUCCGUGACGCUGCUACUCAGCAGGCUCCCGUGGAGGUCCGUGACGCUGCUACUCAGCAGGCUCCCGUGGAGGUCCGUGACGCUGCUACUCAGCAGGCUCCCGUGGAGGUCCAUGACGCUGCUACUCAGCAGGCUCCCGUGGAGGUCCAAGAGGCUUCCACCCAGCUGUCUCUUGUGAAGGUUCAAGAGACUUCCACCCGGCUGUCUCCCAUAGAGGUCCAUGAUGCUGUCUCCCAGCAGGCUCCCGUGGAGAUUGGUGAUGCUGCUACCCAGCAGGCUCCUGUGGAUGUCGCUGAGGCUGCCACCCAGCUGUCCCCCGUGGAGGUCCAUGAGGCUGCUACCCAGCGGGCUCCUGUGGAGGUCCAUGAUGCUGUUUCCCAGCAGACUCCCAUGGAGGUUGGUGAUGCUGCUACCCAGCAGGCUCCUGUGGAUGUCGCUGAGGCUGCCACCCAGCUGUCCCCCAUGGAGGUCCAUGAUGCUGCUACUCAGCAGGUUCCCGUGGAGGUCCGAGAGGCUUCCACCCAGCUGUCUCUUGUGGAGGUCCAAGAGACUUCCACCCAGCUGUCCCCCGUGGAGGUCCAUGAGGCUGGUACCCAGCAGGCUCCUGUGGAGGUCCAUGAGGCUGGUACCCAGCAGGCUCCGGUAGAGGUUGGUGAUACUGCCGAACAGCUGGCUCCUGUGACUGUCUAUGAAGCUCCCACCCAGCAGGCUCAUGUGGAGGCUAGUGAGGCUGCCACUGAGCAGACCUCAGGGGCUGUUCAUCGGAAUGUCGUUCAGGAGGCUGCCACUCAGCAGCAUUCUGUAGAGGCCUCUGAGGCUCUGCCCUAG